Messenger RNA from Paramuricea clavata, 12109 nucleotides. NCBI's taxonomy places the organism in Eukaryota, Metazoa, Cnidaria, Anthozoa, Malacalcyonacea, Plexauridae. The record is from the annotation of a GenBank genome assembly.
UUUUUUUUUCUGUAUCCUUUAGGAGUUUUUGAAUGAAGCAUUUAAUUUCGAAUCCAAGCAACCAACGAACAGCAUUUCUUCGAACAAUGGUAAGACUUGCAACCUCACAAGUAUCAUUGGCGAUAAUGGACCCGAUAAAAAUUCAAAUGGCUACAGUAAACACAAUCUUUUACGCAGCAAAGGAUCGUCAGUAAACACGUUUCCUAAUUCUGGUAGUUCUGCUGGAUGUCUCAGACCAUCGUCGGUUAAUUGUGGGAGACCCAAUAAUGAAGACGCAAAUACAAAGCGUAUAGGAAAUUUCAAUGAGAAUUUUUCUUCAGAACCUCCAUUAAAGAAGCAAAAUUGUGUAACGGAGAACCGCAGUCCGAGUUUGGGAAGUGAUCAGUUAUAUAAUUCCACUGGAAUUACAAGGAACAAUGCAAGUGAACACAUAAUUGGUAUUGAUAAUAUGUUGUCAGAAUCAAAGACCUCAAAGUCUUUCGAUUUUAACCCUGCUGUUAGUUCAAGAGCUACUAGUAAUUUAUCAAAUGGACUGAGAUACACACAAAAUACUACUUCUGCGGUUUCAUCACCAAGGUUGACGAAUAAUAGACCAGGAAGCUUAGCUGGGUCUUGUACGCCUCUACGCAAGAAUACCUUGUGUGACCAGCGAAGAUCACCAGCAACAAACUCAUUUACACCAAACAUAUACAAUGAAAGAGACGCGUCUCAGAACUUAUUGCGAAGCACUAUAUCACCUUCAGUCAGUAAACAGUCACAUCAUUUAAGGGGAACGGGUGGGUCUGAGGUUCGGAAUGAUUCUUUGUUUACCCAUAACCGUAUCCAUGAUUCUAAUCCUUCACUAACAUCAAACAGAUACAGAGAAAGAGACUCAUCUCAGAAAUUGUUACGAAGCACGAUGUCACCUUCAGUCAGUAAACAGACUCCUGAGUUUAGAAUUGCCAAUGAUUCUUCAAAUCACUUAAGGGGAACGGGCAGGUCUGAAAUUGGGAAUGAUUCUUUGUCUACCCAUAACCGUACCAAUUCUAAUCCGCCAGUAACACCAAACAGAUAUACUCACAGAGACUCAUCAGUAGACAAACAUGGAAGCAAAGUAUCAACUUCAGCUAAUUCACAUACUCCAAAGCUAAGAGGUUUUCCGAAAGAAUCGCCAGUUCAGAGGAAUUUAAGAACACCAACAACUGAAAGGAGAUGUUUUACUCCGAGAAGAUUUCCUGGACCUGCUGGGAUUCUGCCAAGACUGGUAAGUCUUCCAUACUGUUUACUCUGUUAAUUAUUGUUACUGAUGCCGAUAAUUUUCUAUUACAUAUUUAUGUUAGGAUGUUUACACAGAGCCUAAAAUAACGUUCAAAAAUGGUUAGGAAAAAAGUGCGACCAAAAUGAAAUUUGAUCGGAAAAUAUGCGACCUAGCAUAUUUUUCGGUUUUGACUUCCGGCGUUCGGUAGGUUAAUUAUACAGGGUGUAUAAAAAAAAACUGAACAGAUUUGAAAUUGCUCUCAAUUUCGCAAAACACCUAUUUGUAUCCGGUUUUUUAUAUAUAUAGCUUCUUUGAGUACUUAUAAUGUAGAAUAAUGAAAAAAAAUUCUCAAACUCAAAUUUUGUGAACCAGGGGGGUGUGUCUUUUCCAACAAACUAAAAAUGGCUCGCGCACAAAAUUUAAACGUUUUAAUCAUAUUUUGAGUUAAUAGAUGGAAACUUUGUUUGGUUUUUAAUUACUGUAGAAAAUUUGGUUUAGUUUAAGACGUUUAACUUUUCAUUUUAUUCUAAAAAAUCAGCCUUUCGCAUGCUUAAUUAAAUGCCUUUACCUAAUUUGCAUAUUGCUAACAUAUGCAAAUCAGGCAAAGGCAUUAAUUAAGCAUGGAAAUAGCUGAUUUUUAGGAAAAAUGUAACUUAGCGUGAAUAGUUAAACGGCUUAAACUAAACCAAAUUGUCUGAAAUUUUGUAUAGUAAUUAAAAACCCGACAAAUUUUCCAUCUAUUAACUCAAAAUAUGAUUACAACUUUUAAAUUUUGUGCGCGAGCCACUUUUAGUUUGUUGGAAAAGACACCCCCCCCCCUGGUUCACAAAAUUUGAGUUCAAGAAAUUUUUUUCAUUCUACAUUAUAAGUACCCAAAGAAGCUAGAUCUAUAAAAAACCGGAUACAAAUAGGUGUUUUGCGAAAUUGAGAGCAAUUUCAAAUCUGUUCAGUUUUUUUUUUAUACACCCUGUAUACGUCUGCAAUACAAAAAUAAAGUAAGUAAAUGACACUUUAUGCUACGAGUGUAUUUCAACUGCUUUUAAAAUACUUUGUGGGAUAAUAUAACACAAUGUUUGGUUAGCCCCAUCUUUAAGAAAACUUCUCGCGUGUUGUGACCCGAUAUCGUUCACUUUCAUUUAGCAUAUCUUAGAUCUGAAAUAUUUUUACGGGAACUAACACUUUCGAACACUCUGAGUUCAAAUGCGAAACGUUUCCGCUCCGUAGACUCGCAGUUUUCUCACAGAAUGCUAUUUUAUCUUCAAUAAUUUCACGACAAAUUUUUCAUUGUUCAACGACUUUACGAUACACGAUUAUGUCACUCAAAAGGACCAAUUUCUAUUAACCAGUCUUCCUUUUAACAAAAGACCUGUUUUGCUCGAAUCGUUUUGAGUCAUGUAAUCUUAUAUGCGUGUUGGACGUAAACAACAUAUCUUGUCUACAACUUUGAGAAAGUACAGAUAGCGCUUUCUAAAAUCCUCAGUUCUAGAGAUAUGUCUAUAAAAUCACAACGACAUUAAUGCGAAGUCUUUUGGCUACAUGUAUGUCACUGACCUGAAAAAUAACUCUUUUAACGCGAUCAAGGUAUUUAAAAUAAAAGUAACGCGAAGCCAACGUAACGCAAAGACAACGCUAAAAUGAAAUAUUGUCGAUUGAUUGCUGGUAGAACACCUACGACAGGAUCAAUCUUAAAUACUGUAACCUUAAACUAUAAGAAUAAAAGUUCACGUCAAAGAGAAAGAUUAGUAGUCCCAAAGUAUAAAAUAUGCUCUGUAAACUUACGACGAAGUGGAGAAAUGUGUGCAUGUGAUGAGCUAUUUAUUUGGUGAUUUCAACGUAUAUGGAAACCCUCUUUCCAAUAAUAUUCGCUUAUCGCACAGCAUAACACCAACCGACGUACAGUAAUAGUUGAAAUGCAAUGAUAAGUUAUCUCUUGAAUUACGUCUCGGAAACUGUGUUGGAAAUUUAAUUGCUGGUCCAUUACAUAAGAUUACCGUUUUACAUGCAUCUUUGUAUCAAAGAUAUUGUUCGCAUGUACAUGUAAGGAAGUAUUUCUCAGCCCAGAGACAUAGCCCAAAGACUUAACAUUAACGUGAUUUUAUAGAGAUAGAGCCAGAACUAAGGUUUUUGAAAGAAUUAUCUGCACCUUCUCAAAGUUGUAGACAAGAUAUGUUGUUUACGUCCAACACACAUGAGAUUACAUAACUCCAAAUGAUUCGAGCGAAACCGGUCUUUUGUUAAAAAGAUGACAGUUAAUAGAAAUUGGUCCUUUUGAGUGACAUAAUCGUGUAUCGUCAUCGAUCCGUGUCGUUGAACAAUGAAAUAAUUCGCUGUGAAAUUAGUGAAGAUAAAAUAGCAGUUUGUGAGAAAACUGCGGGUCUGCGGAGCGGAAACUUUUCGGAUUUGAACUCAGCGUGUUCGAAAGUGUUAGUUCUCGUUAAAAUAUUUCAGAUCUAAGACAUGCUGAAUGAAAAUCGUUUUCUAGGCACUUUUCGAGGUCACACCACGCGGACUAUGCGUUCAUCCAGACAAAAUGUCCAAUUGGGUGCAUUGGUCAGAAAAACUGUGAUUUGUUCGGAUGUCCGAUCGUUAUUUCAGGCCCUGUUUUAUCUGCCAAAAAUGUGCAUGCAUGGUCUUUACAUUUACAGUUGCAUGCCUAAUCCUGAAUUGAGGACGCCCAUUGUACGCGAAGUUGAUAAGUUGUUCCAUGAUCUUGCAUUGCUCUGUGGAAAAAUGGGUGUUGUGUAGUAGAUAUUAGAAAUUACGAUGACGAAGAAGUACAUGCUUGACAAUGUUUUACCGUCUGCACAUUAUCUUGAUUUGGGGGUCACCGGUGAUUACUGAAUGUCUUCCCGUUAUAGAUUUAUGUGUCCCGCAUGUUUAUGAAUACUGACCCUUAAGCCUGGUUCACACGAUGAAAUAAGCAUAAGCACAAGCAGCGAAACCUUUGAUGUGCAUAAACGUACGCAUAAGAAGAACGCAACAUUUGUUCUUCUUAUGUUUAUGUUUAUGCUUAUGCACAUCAAAGGUUCCGCUUGCUUAUGCUUAUGCUUAUGCUUAUGCUUAUUUCAUCGUGUGAACCAGGGUUAAUGCUUAACCUGACCCAUGCAGACAAAACAGCGAGACAUGAAGCUAUAUCCCGUCUUUGUUUACCUGCCUUCGUUCACGAGGAAUUUUGCCAACACAUUUGUUCUGAACGAAGGCAGAAUUUUUUUUCAAAUUCCUUACUAUGGAAAUAGUAUGGAUUUUAGUUGAUAAUAGUAUGGAUAUCCAAUUUUCAUACUAAUUCCAAUUCUCAUACCAUGGAUAUAAGUAUGGACUGAAAUACAUGUAGGAUGAAUAUACUAGGGAUUUAGUGAAGCAAUCGCAGUUUCCAUAGUAUGAAUUUCACUAUUUUUUUCCAGUGUUAUAGGGUCAGCAUUCGUAAAUGAAUGGAGCUGACAGCUUGACACGUAUGUAGUAAACUUUGUUUGAACAUAUCUUUAGGAUCCCGGUCAAAGUUUGGAUAAUCUUCAAAGUCCAUCGUUAGAAACUCCCACGAAGAAAUCACCUCAACUCUGUCAACUGGUAAGGUGCAAAUUACUGUUAGAGAGGGAUUGAUGUGAACUGUGAAGGGGUGGGGGGCAAAUAGACAAAUCGUUCCUUUGUCGUCAUGGGUUUUGCUGACGUAAUAGCAGAUGCCGACAAAGGAAAAAGUCCAGGCGAACAAUUUGCCUAGUGGAAAACAUGAUUAAAUAGAUUACUUGCCGUAGGAUCUAAAACUCGCAUGAAACUUUGUACAGGUACUAAUUAAUUUAAUGAUUGGAAAAGCAUCACACAAGUUAUUUAGUUAAGGUUUAAAACGUUAUUAGGGUUGCCUCCUCUUGGUUUGGCAUUCGACGGCGGGAUAACGUAAUAUUGAAUGUUGCAUGUUUUCUGAAUAUUAAGUUUUUUUCAAAGGUUACUGGUGAUAGUGAUGAAGACUUUGCGAUAGAACCGUGGACAUUGAUGCAAGAGAAAAUUUCAAAAGGUAUAGAAAUGUACAUUUAGAACUUUGUAAUGUUGGCUAUAAUAGCUAUAGAGCGUGCCACACUGUAAAGCCGCCAAGGCCGAGACACACCGGACGCUAGCCGACAACGCGGCGCGAUUUUUCAGUUUUUUAAAGUUAAUAUAAGAGUCAAUGAAAGGAAUUUUUGAAAGAUGCAUAUGCAGACCAAAUAAUCUCAAAAUGUUAUGCUCUUAUAGCGCCUCUACAUAUUUGAAAAACUUAAAAUCUUGAUCAAAGUUAUCGGUCAGUGAAAAUCGAAAAAUCGCGCCACGUUGUGGAAUCGCGUCCGGUGUGUCUGGGCCUUUACUGAUUUGUUGACGAGAUUGCACUUGACAUCUUAUUGCGCAUCCACACGGUUUUUCUUAACUUAGCCUAGGAUUGGCGCUAACCCAAAUUUAAAAAUCCUAAUUAACCUGCAUGGGUUUACUAUCACUGGAUUAAUUUGGUUUGCCCCUAAGAUCGACUAGUGCUGCUGUUAGUUGCAGGGUUUAUGUAGAUAGAAAUUUCGUGUGCAAAUUUUAUACUGUAGAAUAGAAAAAUGCAAUUACUGUACUGUAUAUACUCUCUGCAUGGCAGGAAUUGAACAUGCGGUCUGCGAUUGACCUAGGUUAAGAUAUUUAAUCCGUUACUUAUUAAACAACUGUGAACUGUGAUCUUCAUGGGUUAUUUAACAUUUUCUAGACUUCCCGGAUUCUUUGGAUUGUCUUUCGUCUGUGAUAACGAAGGUAGGUGCACGAGGGUGGGUGCACGAGGGUACCGUGUGUUGGUUAGCCCAGGUGCACUUCCAUUUUACUAUUUAAGGUUACAGGAUACCCAAGGCACGCUUUCAGGAGAUCUACCAUCACUCGGCGAAUUUUUAUCCAAGUUCUGUCCAAUUUUUCGCCGAAUGUGGCCAGAUAGAUGAAGAAUAACAUUGUGUUAUAAAAUAUGAAAAACAUUUUCCCGUUGGUUUCACUAACAACCUUCUCGAAAAUUCUUCUAAACAAGUGUGUUCGCAUUUUAUCAGGCCUUAAAAUAUCGGUCGGUCACGGACAUUGUCCGACCCAUUCGCCAAAUUGUCCGAUGUAGAGAGGAAACCACCGGACAUUUCGUCCGACCAAAGUGAACCUGAGGUUUAUUGUUUGUCCGAACCAAGUAAAUUGGUGUCCGACCGUACUUUAGCUUUGUCCGACGUAAAUGAAAAUGUACCCUAGCCCAGGACUAGAGGCUUGUAUGUUAAAUGGAAAAUCAGAGUAUUAUUGUAUAAAAGGUGAACUGGAAAUAUUGUUUUAACCUAGUCGAGCACAUGGCGGCGAGCGAAAUGGUGAAGUGGAAAACGGGUUUAAGUUGUCGAAGUCUUUUUUACACUGCUGUACUGGCAAUCAAGUUAAUUUUGUCUUGGAAAUAAGUAUGAAAGAAACAAAUUAUUUAAUAUCUUUACAACAUUUACCGUUUAUUCAUUUGUGUCGGCACUCAGACUUAUUUCCGAGUCAAAACUGAACUGAAGGUCAUCGGACAUAUGUCCGACCCAAACUCAACGUCACCGGACAUUUUGUCAGACGGCCCUGCAAAAGAUAUUUUAAGGCCUGAUUUUAUUCUUGCUUUAGGGGUUACUCAGCUAAGGCGUAUUCUUUCCCGACUUGUAUUGUAACCAAUGGGCAACAAAAGGCUUAUAACUUUGCAGCUAAAUGCCUGUAAAGUUCGCGCGAACACACGUCCGUAGCCAAGACAAUAGACAUGCAUGCAUCUACAAUGUGAACAAAUUUAAGAACAAUCAGUUAAAAACGCACGAUUAACGUCGCGUUUCAAGUUGAUGUACAUGUAUACGACUCAAAAUUAAUUUGUCUGAAAAUUGACUUUAGUGUUAAUUAGUUUUCCGCCAAGCGUAUAGACUUCGGAAAGCGUUUUACUUGAUAACUUAUAUGAUUUGAAUGAUUUUAAUUUGAAAUUUUUCCUGACGACGGAUCUAUUUCUAAACUACACGAUUUCGUCAUACAUCCAAAGCCGCAAAAUGCAUUCUUCACCACUCAUAUAAUGGCACCCAAAAUUCAUGAUUAUUUCCCUUGCCGGUUAAACGUUGAAUUUAUUACCUUCAAAUAUCCUGUUUUAUUCUAUAUAGGCAGCAUCACAUCAACUUGAGAGAGGAAAAGUGGCAUUUUUGCCUGUUUUAGUAAAAUCGUUCCGUCCAACUGGGUUAGAUGUCAGUAUUGUAUUGAAAGAUCCUUCAGGUACACACGCAAAAAUCUCAGAUUUUGGAGCAAAUCUGCCAACAAACCGUGAACGAGUUGUGUUCGCGCUGCAUGCUUGCCGCUUCACAGUACUAUACAGCUGUAACCUACGUAGGCUUGGAGAUACAGUAAGUUUGUUUUAUUUUUGCAGGGGAAAUGCGGGGUACGUUGCAUCGAAAGGUCUUAGAGCAACAGGAAAUUGAGAUUGGGCCUGGGUGUGGUCUUUUUCUUAAGCAGGUAUCUUAUGUUAUUAUACAGUAUAUUGUUGUAGGCACUGAACGACAAUGUUUUUUUCUGGAACUGUAUGACUAAGUUAGGGCAAAAAUUGUCAACAGGUUUAUAGGUACUAUGUGCAAUAUAAAUCGGGUUCGAAUGUUCCAUUUACAAAAGACCCAUUUCAUAGUUUUAUUGAACGAGAUCAGAUACCCCCCAAAUCUCGAUAGAUACCCAAUCAUACACCUUUCACUGCCAUCGUACCCAUUAUAACAUAUACACAAACUUGUGGUUAAAGCUCAGUAACUGGACUCUGUAUAGGUCAGAGCGCUGUACCGGAAUCGUAGGACCAAUUCCCAAGGAGCCUCUUUAGGUCUAAAAUGUACUGUUCCCCCAAGUGAACCUGUCUAGUUACAAACUACUAUUACCAUUUAUAGAGCUAUCUUUAUGACUAAACUAUUUACAAAUUUAAAGAAUUAUUUAUAGGAUUAUUAAAGUACUAUUGCAUAUUAGAAAGAUAUAUAGUUAUUGGAUUACGUAUUAAUACUAUUAAUACUACAGAUAGUAAUCCCGAAAAGUCGGUGUUAUACCUUCCCAGAUUUUAUGUCUAAAUCUAUAUUUUCUGUCUACUUCUGGGAUUUAAGGUUUCUGUAUUCAGCCCAUCACCACGAAAACAUUAUCUGAAUAUUACUCCAGGAAAUAUUCUCGAGAUUUUUCCUGCUAGCGCAGAACGAUGUGGCAGUCGGAAGGUAAGAUUUCGGUGAAUUAUUGAUUUUUUUCUUUACGUAAGAUCAGGUAUUGGUGCUUUACACGUUUAAAGUCCUUGACCUUUAAUUUGAAUGAGGGCCUUGAAAGUCCUCGAGUUAACAAAGAAGUGCUUGAAGUCCUUCAAUUAACAAAUAAAUGCUUGGAAGUCAUUGGAUUAACAAUGACGUGUUUGAAAGUGCUUGAGUUCAUCUUGGUUUAGUUUUUACUUUUAGGUAUUGUCUGAAACCAAGUGGCUAUUCGUAUUGGAACAGUACGCCGAGUUUGAUUUGCUAUUCGUAUACUGCAGUCGGAAUAUUUAAGAUACUGUAAACCUGACCCCAACAUCAAACCCUUCUCUAACCCUAACCAAUAAUGUCUAAUAAACUAUUUGAGAGUUAAAAAAGUCGGGGGAAUGUUUUAAAUAUUUGAAGAAAAAUUUCUAAGUCAAACAGAAAACCGACGGCUAAAACUUAACCGGACACGACCUCGUUUCACUUCGCACGCGCGCAACGCCUUUGUCGAAUACGCUAACGGCAAGCUCGCUAAAAGCUGUUGCAAAAAACUAUUCUAUAUUACUAAUUUACGAAAUGUAAGAAUCGGGAGUCAUACUCCAGUACGAAUAGCCACUUCGUUUCUGAAAUUUCUUGGACAUUAAAAACGAACAUUUUAUUCCAGAUACAUCUCCUUGAAAGUCCUUGAUUUGUUAAAUGAGAAUAUUAUAUGAUAAGCCGUUCAAUUUUGCUAGAGCUCUUCAAUAACCUCAUCUUAAUUUUUUAAGGUUACAGAACACCUUUGAGUGUUAAUGUUGUCUAAAUUUUUUUAUUGGUUUCCAUGAAAACAUUAGACUAGUUCUGCUAUCCGACCAAGUUUGAACGAAAAAUGUUGAAAACUCGCGGAGUUUUUUUGAUAAAAUACACUUCGCUGCAAUAAGAAAAGCAUUAAAAAUGUAAUAUUCAAAUUCAAUUUUCUCCCGAAAAUGUUUACGGUAAUUACUGAUUUUCAAACGAGUUGUGCUCCUGCGGGUUUUAACCAAUUUUUCUCAAAUUUUCACAAGACAUAGCUCAAGACGUCAGUUUCAAAAUUGUGUUCGGCUUUUUUUUAAUUUUGGAUAUUUUAAAAAUAAAGAGCAAUUCACUCAAACAAUUCAGAAAUAUAUUGCAGUCGCCAAAGAAAUGGCCAUAUCAGCGGAAUGACGAAAUAAACAAAAAUUUCCGAACACAAUAUUUUAGAACAACUAUUUUACUGUAUAAAAAUGAUAUUUUCAUAAAUAUAACUUAAAACCAGCAGGAGCACAACUCAAACGCGUAACGGCACCGCGAUUUAAGAUUUUCCUGAAUAAUUCUUACAUUAUUUUAUUGUUUGUUAAUUUUACAACUUUACCAUAUUUUGCAUGCACUGGAGAACAUUUGGUGAAAAUUUGAUGAAAAUCGGACUGAUAUUGAGCGCGCAGUAGCGAUUUUCCGCAAAACGCCAAAAAGGGUGUCCUGUAACCUUAAGUGGUGUUCAGUGGUACGCCAAUGAUUAUUGCCAUGUACUAACGCUAGUAAAAUUGUAUAUUCAAUAAAGAUCCCGAAGUACAUAAAGAUCCCUAAAGGUAUUCAAACGACUACCAGUUAGAACAAGGACCACAAUUGCAUAUAGCUAUACAAACUCUGUACAAUCGACUCCAACAUUCCUUAGUCUCAUCAAUCCAACAUGCAUCAUUCAUUCCAAUACAUGUCACAUACAUGUAUACCGACUAAAUUAUGGUUUGAAUACCUUGGGUUUGAAAAGAUCAUAUCGUAUCAGCAAAAAAUAAGUACGCAUAUAGUAGCAACAGUUCCGCGUACUGUAUGUACGCGUGCAUACAUGCUACCUGGCUUAAACAAAGAUGUACCAGAUCGUAAUAUUGGCGUACCUCUUACAUGUAAAUACGCAAAUUGUCGCACUCUGACAAAUUGUGAUCGGAUAUCACACCAAUUACUGUGAUAGUGUGAUCCCAAGAUGUUCUAAGACAUUGGCACUUUGUGACCAGUGUAACGAUGGCUUUUAUGAUGAGGAACCUGAUUUUUUAAUUGACACAUUGAUAACUGCUAAUUAUUACCAUUGAAUGUAGAUCGCAGAGGCUACACCAAAGAGUGGACCAAAAGUUAUGCAAAAGUAAGUUAGGAGUAAUGUUAGCCUUUCUCACGUGGGCCAAUGUCCGCCAUUUUUGAGGCACGUCUCCCCUCGUGAAUGAAUCUAGACAAUUAAAGCAACGUGAAAGGUCACUUUUCAAAGUUGUAAUCGUAGAUUCACCAUUAUAUAUACGCACCACUUCAGCAGGGGUUGAAAUGAGCAGGCGCCAUAUCCCCUUUUGCGACCAAGUCACAACAUUGGUUUAAGGAGACUUUAUUUAAAAAGUUUAUGUAAAAAAAAAUUUUAAAAAAUCAACCCCUGAUUACUACAGAGUACAGUGAUAAAAAGUCACAUUUCGCGGUGCGACAGUGCGCUCUCAGAUUUGGGAGAGGCAUAGUACCCAUGCAAAAUCGGCCGAUAAACCGAGGGGCUAAUUCUACAAACUAUGAAUUUGUGCAGGCACAUUUUAAAAUAAGGAGGGCCUAUUGUUGCAUUUAUUGGAGCUGCUCCUGCAUAUACUGUAUACAGUAAAAUGUACUCUCGAAAUUUCCAUCUACAAAAUUCCUUCGACAGUUGGUUGUAUCGAGUGAGAUGCCCCAAAUCCUGAUAUUUAUGCAUAUUUACAGGCACUUUUUGAAGUUAUGAAUUUUGCUCGCAGGCAAAAUGAUUUAAUGAGCCCUAAUACUUAAACAAUCUUAAACAAAGGUAACAUAGAAGAUCUUUGUUUAAGGUAAUGAAAAGUUAAGUAAUAGCAAACUAUCACGACCAAAAGUCGUGAGGAUACUUCGUAUACAGUAAAUACAGUCGCACGAGGAUAACUAAUAUAUUGCUUCUUUCAAUAUAGGCAGGCGGUAUGCUCAAAUUCAAACAAAGAAAUUGAACAAGCCCAUUCGUUUGAAGGUAAGAUAAUUAUUUUUUCUAAUAUAGAAAUAUUGAAGUAGAAUAUUGAAAUAAUAUAAUAGAAAUGAUAGUAAUUAAAUAGCGGUAAUCUAAGUCUCAUGCAUUCAUAUCUAUUCCACAUGCGACAAGACUAAUGGCUUCAUGUGUUCUUCAAAAGUGGUUCGAAUUCUUUUGUAGAAACAAAUUUUGAUGAAUUACUCGAAGGAUUGGAUGACGACGAUGAUAUACUUGUCGAAGCAAUGAAUUGUUGAGGUAAUCGCUAACUCAAUUUAACCUAUCUGCAAUAGCUCGUGUGCACAUGCGUGUUGUAUACAUGGUGUUGUAUACCAUGAACUGCCCACUGGUUGUGGUAUUGGAUCGUGAAAGUGUUUACAUAAGUCAUAUAUGAAGGACUGAGGAUUGAAUCCGAUUGAUAAAUUAAAAUUCCUCUCACCGUAAAUCCUCUAUGGCAUGUUCAUAUAUGAGCUCAGCUAACCGGGAAACUAUAUGCACGAGUUAUAACCGCAUGUUUAUAUUAAUUGUUAUAAACGUCAGUCUGUUUGUAAAUCAGAGACGAGCAAGCCCGGUUAGAUGAGAUCUGGGAUACGAUUUGGGUUAGAUGAAAACGCGGACGCACGCAUGAGAGGGUAAAUGCGGACGGACGGGUCAGAGGGUAACAUGCGGAUAUACGAGGGUAACAUUCGG